GUCAACAACAACAGUAACCGAGCAUAGGACAAGUGGGAUUUACCUUUCAAUGGCCGCCACUACAACAACCACAACCACAACACUAGCAACAACCACCGGCAAUAGCAGCAGCAGCACCACCACCAACAACAACCACACCAACAGCGUCAACAACAGUAUCGCUAGCAGCAAUAAUAACAUUGUAACCGUACACGCUGUACUAAACAACCCACCCACCAACAUUGCAGGCGGUGGUGCUGCUGACGCCGCCACCGUUGCGAUUGCCAAGGACAUGUUGCAGCUGCACCAUGGCGCAGCAGCAGCAACAGCGGCGCUGAAUAACAACAAUAAUAGCAACAGCAGCAACAACAAUAACAACAACAGCAGCAACAGCGCGGGAAGCAACAAUAACAGCGCUGAUCAGCUGAUCAAUAACAACAGCGGCAAUUCAGCAAACCACCCACCUGCCACUAGUAGCACCAACACCACCUCCUCCUCUUCUUCCUCCUCAGCCAGCACCACCACCCCCUCCGCCAAUGCCUCAUCAUCUCUGCCGCCAUAUGGAGAGCUCCGAUUUAACCAAGAGGUAUUGCCCAUCACGGAUGCCGUGACGGUAAUCGGACGCAACUCCUCCACAUCGCUGGUCCACUUUAACGUGGCGGAGAAUAACCUGGUGUCGCGCAAGCACUUCCAGGUCCUCUACGACGUGGAGCUGCGCGCCUUCUUUGUUCAGUGCCUCAGCAAGAAUGGCAUCUUCGUGGAUGAUUUUUUGCAGCGGCGCAAUGUGGAUCCACUUCGUUUGUCGCAGCGCUGCUACUUCCGCUUUCCCAGCACGGAGAUUCGCAUCGAAUUCGAGAGUUUUGUGCCCGCCACUCAAUUGGAUUCAGCCGCUGGCCAUUCGCCAUCGUUGGUCGUAAGUGGUGGUGGAGUGGGUGGUAGUGGAGCCCAUGUUAUUAUAACACCGCCACCAAGGGACGAACUACAUCAGCAGCAGUUGCAUCACCACCAGCAGCAGUUGCAGCAGCAUACGCACCACCAGCCAGCGCACCAUCUGCCGCUGCAGCAACAGCAGCAACCGGCGCACCACCCACUCCCACACACACCACACCACCCGCUUCACCACACAGCUCUGCACCAGCAGCAACAGCGUAGCGGCAACAUUAUUGUGGCGCCACCAGCUGGGGCAGCUGCCCACCUUAUCGCUGGAGAUGGACCCGGCGUCUAUUCUCCACUCAAGAUUUCCAUACCCAAGAAGGAGCAAAAGAGUCCCUACCUAUCACCAACUGGUACAAUAAGCGCCGCCAACAGUUGUCCGGCUAGUCCACGUCAGGGUUUCAUUCAGAAUCAGCCCAAUAAUUACAACAACUACAGCAACAACAAUACACAGGAUCUGUUUCAGACUCCCUCCACAGCCAGCUACAAUCACAACGAGAAGCCGCCGUACAGUUACGCCCAGCUUAUCGUCCAGGCCAUUUCUGCCGCACCGGACAAGCAGCUAACGCUCUCGGGCAUUUAUUCGUUUAUAGUCAAGCACUAUCCGUACUACCGCAAGGAGACUAACAAGGGCUGGCAGAAUUCCAUACGUCAUAAUCUCAGUUUGAAUAGGUAUUUCAUCAAGGUGGCGCGCUCCCAGGACGAGCCUGGCAAGGGUUCCUUCUGGCGUAUUGAUCCAGAUAGCGGUGCCAAAUUGAUCGACCACAGCUACAAGAAGCGUCGCCAGCGGAGCAGCCAGGGCUUCCGCCCGCCAUACGGGAUGCCUCGCUCGGCGCCAGUCUCGCCCAGUCACAUGGAUAAUUCGCGAGAAAGCUCACCGCUGCAGGAUAUUGUGCUUCAAUCUGCACCCGGAUCACCGGGAAUGUCGCUGGAACAGCGCGCCGCUGACGCCGAAAUCAUUUACAACUCUCAGAAUGCACACCAGCAGCAACAGCACCAACCGCAGCAGCAGCAGCAGCAGACACUGUCAAGCAAUUCCAAUCAGUACAGCAGCGGAAGUCCGUACUACGUAACCAAUCAAAACUCUGGCGUAGCCGCGGCACCACAAACGCAUGCUGAGGGAAGCGGAGCGGGCGGAGGUGGUGGAGUUGGAGCCCUGAUUGCGCUGAAGAGAAACCAUGUAUUGAGCGGUGGGGCAUCACAUACGCUGCAUCAGCAGCAGGCAGUGGCACAACAGCAACAGCAUUCAGAGAUUAUAUAUGAGGAGUUGCCGACCGACUACAGUGGCCACAUCGAGGCCACUGAGGAAGAGUGCGUCACCACUGCCACCGAUGCCACCGUGGCCAAGCGUCCCAAGUACGUGUCCGAGGUGCUCUGAUGCGUGCGGAUCCAGAAGCACCGGCAGAACAAGGGCAAAUAGUUGGCCCCACGGGUGGAAUCGAUUAGAAAGCAAAACAAAAAGUAUCUCCAUCUUGUAUAUUGAAUUUGCCAAUCAUAGACCUACCUAUACCCCAAAACUAAACAAACAAAUGCAAAGCAAAGCGAGCCCAAACAAACACUACAUAAGAAAAAUGUACGCACGCGAAGCAAUGCAACACGAAAGCAAAAUGUAUAAAUUGAUAUGGAACAUUUUACAAAUAUCAACUGUGAGAUUGUGUUUGAAAUGUUGUCCAUACAACCGUUCAACGGCUGCAACUACAUGCACACUUUUCGAAAUUCGAAAUCCGAUUCGAAGUUACGACUUAAUCCCUUAGAUCUGACGAAUUCAAUAUGCUCGAUGACGCUACUCUCUAAGUAAUAUAAUAAAAUGUAAGUUUAAUGCGAAGUAAAGCAGCAAACAAAGCAAAAUUAUCUAGAUAUAUGCGAUUGAUUAUUGUAAUGAUUGAUGAUUAUGAUUUAUAAGAUGUUAUAGCUAUGUGACCGAAAAAGCGUAAAAGAAAAAUUGGGGGAAAAUCAAGUAACAAGCAACCAACCACACAAGUAACAAACAAACAAACAGGCGAAUGAAUAAUAUUACCUAUCUACAUACCUUUACCUAUAUCGAUUUAAAUAUAAUAUAUAUAUAUAUUUAUCUAUAUAUAUAUAUAUAUAUAUAAAUAUAUACAAAACAUAAAAAUACAAACAAAAACAAAAAAUGAUGAAAAUUAAUAAGUAAUAUCUACAAAUUUACGGAUACAAUAACGAUAUAUAAAGAUUGAAAUGAUAGCACAUUAUUUCUUAUUAAUGAAGAAAAUCCCAUUUAAGUGUUUGGACAAAGUGUAUUAAAAAAAAAAUCAAAUGUA
This is a messenger RNA of Drosophila eugracilis, 3194 nucleotides long. It is a transcript of the gene FoxK, whose product is annotated as transcription factor mef2A. Bases 50 to 2290 code for a protein of 746 amino acids. The record is from RefSeq and is a predicted model, not a curated record. NCBI's taxonomy places the organism in Eukaryota, Metazoa, Arthropoda, Insecta, Diptera, Drosophilidae. Gene Ontology annotation, biological process: regulation of transcription by RNA polymerase II. The transcript has 8 exons. Gene Ontology annotation, molecular function: DNA-binding transcription factor activity, RNA polymerase II-specific; RNA polymerase II cis-regulatory region sequence-specific DNA binding; protein binding.